UACGUUCAAUCUUCGUGUCCAGAUCUUUAUACUCGCUUCUCUUAUAUCUACAGUAAAAGUAUACAGAAUACGCGUCGACCUUGUUAUCAGUAGCAGUCUCCUUUCGAACGAUACACUUUGGCUUUUUGUAGACGAUUACUUUACGAUUGUGCAUUUCGUAUUCGGUCGUUGAGUGUAAUACAUCGAGUUCUAAUAAUAAUUCUAAUUGCGAUUACUUUAUCUGUGAGUAAUACUAUAAUUCAAAUUUCACUGACAGCUUAUUAUACUCCUAUCAUAAUAAUAAAUCUGUUGCCGUAUGUGCGAAAAAAUAAUGAACACGUUUUUUUAACUACUUGCCGUUUCCGUGUUUCUCAAGUUUUCCACAUUGAUUCGAAUUAUACGUUUUACUAUUCAAUCAAGGAAAGGAAAGCGGGACGAUAGUAAGGAAAGUGCAUUACACGAAAAAAAGGAAAGAACAUUCGCGUUAGCAACUUUCAAUCAAUCCACCUUUCCCAUUUACAACUUGUUCGUGUAUAUUGCAGUGGACUAUAGAAUACCAACAAUUGACGCCUUCGUGCACCGUAUUUCUUGAAACAACAGGUGAUCAGUGCAUAAAGACGAUUUCUCUUACAUCUUUGUAUUUAUUUUUCGGUCGAUAUCAUAAAGAUAAGAGAUAAAACAGCGAAAGUAGUCGAGAAUUUUUGUAUUGCAAAAUUUACAUUUAUAGAUUUUAUAAAUUUCUUAAGAAAUGAGGAUCGCCGUGAUUGGUGCCGGAGCCGCUGGUCUAGCUGCUCUAAAACAUUGUUCUUCCGGUGCACAUGACAUUCAAGUAGUAUGUUACGAAAAAACGGAUAAAAUAGGUGGUACGUGGGUAUAUAGGAAAGAAAUUGGUUUAGACCGAUACGGUCUACCGAUACAUACUAGUAUGUACGAAAAUUUAAGGACAAAUCUUCCGAAAGAAGUGAUGGGAUACCCUGAUUAUCCUGUUCCGGAAAAUCCAGAGAGCUAUUUGACGCGCACGCAAAUGCUCGAGUUUUUAAAUUCGUAUUGCGAUCAUUACAAUCUUCGUCAAUAUAUUCGGUUCCUGCAUAAUGUUGAAUUAGUGGAACCGUCGUCGACAGGGGACCGGAAGUGGACCGUCAAGGUGAAAGACCUAGAAAAGAAUGUUGCCUUGACUGAAUCAUUUGAUGCGAUUAUGGUAUGUAAUGGUCAUUACUUCGAGCCUAGUAUGCCAAAUGUGAAAGGUCAUACGAGUUUCCAAGGGCUGCAGUUGCACAGUCACGACUACAGAGUACCGGAUAUAUUUACUGACAAAAGUGUAGUAGUUAUCGGCGCUGGGCCUUCCGGAAUGGAUUUGGCUUUGGACAUAUCGAGAAAAGCAAAGCGUGUAUUUUUAAGUCAUCACUUGACGGACCCCAUUGGCACCGUAUUUCCGGAAAAUGUAAUACAGAAACCAGAUGUUAAAGAACUGACCGAACAUAACGUUCUCUUUGCGGAUGGCACUAAUGAACCUAUAGAUGCGGUUUUUUAUUGCACAGGGUAUAAAUAUAGCUUCCCCUUUUUGAGCGAAAAAUGCGGAGUGCGGGUAGAUUCCAAUAUGGUAACACCAUUAUGGAAGCAUCUAAUAUCGAUUGAAAAUCCCUCUCUCGCCUUGGUCGGUCUUCCCUUUUAUGUCUGCGCUUUCAGCAUGUUCGAUCUGCAGGUGCGGUUCGUCCUACAAUACUGGUUUGGUAAGAGAGAUUUCCCUUCGAAAGAAGAUAUGCUAAGAGAGGAGACGGAAGAAUUGAAGAAACGCGAAAAAGAGGGUUUACGUAAAAAGCAUUUUCAUCUCAUGGGAUAUAAACAGCACAUUUAUUACGAUGAUCUUGCGAACACUGCAGGAAUUACACCGCUACCACCGGUUCUUUCGAAACUGCACGACGAGAGCAGUAUGCGCUUUCUGGAUGAUCUGGUUCACUAUCGAGAAAGGAGAUAUAGAAUCAUCGACGACUAUAAUUUCAUUCAACUUUGAAACCGUGUAUUGUCCUUAUAAUAUAAAAUAAUGAACACUGACUGACUGGUCGAUUGGCUUUAUACAAUUAAUAUAAA
Ceratina calcarata is the source of this 2067-nucleotide messenger RNA. RefSeq names its product flavin-containing monooxygenase FMO GS-OX5. The record is from RefSeq and is a predicted model, not a curated record. Bases 728 to 1990 code for a protein of 420 amino acids. Lineage: Eukaryota; Metazoa; Arthropoda; Insecta; Hymenoptera; Apidae. The transcript has 7 exons. Gene Ontology annotation, molecular function: flavin adenine dinucleotide binding; NADP binding; N,N-dimethylaniline monooxygenase activity.